CACACACACACGCACACAGCACGCAGAGCAUGCCUCCGUUCGACAAAACCCCGGUGCAGAACAAGCCGUUCAAACAGAGGAAGAGCUUCGCUACGAGGAAACAAGAGGUGGCGGGCAUCAGGUCGAAAUUCCCCAAUAAAAUUCCGGUCAUCAUUGAACGCUACGAGAGGGAGAAGUAUCUCCCUCCGCUGGACAAGACCAAGUUCCUGGUGCCGCACGAGCUCACCAUGACCCAGUUCGUCACCAUCAUCAGGAACCGGAUGGCGCUGCUGCCCUCUCAGGCCUUCUACCUGCUCAUCAACAACAGCGGGCUGGCCAGCAUGUCGCUCACCAUGGCCCAGGUGUACAAGGACCACCAGGACGAGGACGGCUUCCUCUACAUGACCUACGCCUCGCAGGAGAUGUUCGGGCGCCUUUAGACUUCACCGGGGGGCAGAAGAUCGGCUGUAAAUAUAGAAAAAAUAUGUGUAUAUAUUGUUGUACAUGUUGUGGUAAGAUGGCUUUUUAAUUGAAGUAUGUGGAUCCAAUAAAUCUUAUGUGUUAUGAA
Molecule: messenger RNA, 547 nt
Organism: Cyclopterus lumpus (lumpfish)
Lineage: Eukaryota; Metazoa; Chordata; Actinopteri; Perciformes; Cyclopteridae
Gene: map1lc3c
Product: microtubule-associated protein 1 light chain 3 gamma
Exons: 4
Coding region: 30-419 (129 amino acids)
Biological process (GO): autophagosome assembly; cellular response to nitrogen starvation; macroautophagy
Cellular component (GO): cytosol; autophagosome; autophagosome membrane
Molecular function (GO): ubiquitin protein ligase binding
Source: RefSeq, a predicted model, not a curated record